This is a messenger RNA of Schistocerca serialis cubense, 5232 nucleotides long. RefSeq names its product RNA-binding protein Rsf1 (gene Rsf1). Gene Ontology annotation, biological process: mRNA splicing, via spliceosome. Lineage: Eukaryota; Metazoa; Arthropoda; Insecta; Orthoptera; Acrididae. The transcript is spliced from 4 exons. Bases 150 to 773 code for a protein of 207 amino acids. Gene Ontology annotation, molecular function: RNA binding. The record is from RefSeq and is a predicted model, not a curated record. Gene Ontology annotation, cellular component: nuclear speck.
CUUUGCUCUCUCCUGCAUUAUCGAUUUCCGUUUGGUUAGCGGGGGGAAUUUGGUCUGAAUUCAUUCUAUUGAAUUUUGCUGAAGUGGUUGCACGUGGAUUGGUGUAAAGAGUAUAAAUACUUUUUGGGGCGCUUCUUAAAGACCGAGAUAUGAGUUCAGAAGGAUAUCAGCAGAGGGGAACGAGAGUGUAUGUGGGAGGUUUAAAUGAAUCAAUUAAAAAGGAAGAUUUAGAAACAGAAUUUGAGAAAUAUGGGAAAUUGAACAAUGUCUGGGUAGCAUUCAAUCCACCAGGUUUUGCUUUUAUUGAGUUUGCAAAUGAAGGUGAUGCAGAAUCUGCCUGCAAUGACUUGAAUGGCUUUGCAUUAAAUGGCUCAAAAUUGAGAGUAGAGAUUUCACGGGGAAGGGGCCGUGGAGGUAGAGGUGGAUUCCGUGGGUCAGGGGGUGGUGGUAGAGGAUUUUUUGGGAGGGGAGGCUCUAGGGGCUCAUAUGACAGAGGUAGUUUCCGCGGAAGCCGUGGUAGGGGAUCUUCAAGAGGACGCUACGGAGAUGACGACUACAGUUCCAGCCGUGGCAGCUAUGGAGGAAGCAGAGACUACGAACGUGAUGGAGCUCGUGGAUCUGGCUACAGGGUUUCAAAUAAUUACUACGGUGGUGAUACUGGCUCAUCGAGGUAUCGCAGUCGCUCCCCAGUGGGGCGUGGCAGCUCCAGGGACUAUGGGAGUGCUGAUGGUUCAUUUGGCUACGGUGGUAAUCGAUCAGGCGACGGAUACUAAAGCGGUCUGCGAUGAAAAUGGAAGGACUUAAGUCCCUUUCCUUCACGACCACAUUUUUGAUCGUCGAGAGAACGGGGCACUAUCCAACGACACCACUUUUGUGGUCGAUAAUUUCGUCACGUUAAGAGCUUCGAGAUUGUAACCGCAUCCAAAAAAUGAUCUCCGAGUUCGUCUGAAUAGCCCCAAUGUGUGGAAGAACUGCCCAAAAUGUUUUAUUUGUGAAGUGUUGAUUACUGAAACAAGAAUUAAGGAAUGAACAUUAUAGGUUUACUCAUUCUGUGUUAAGUUUUGAGUGUAUGGACAAGCUUAAAUAACAGUUGCUAUGUCAUGCAGCUUCCCAUUUUUCACACAUUAUCAUAACUUUUUUAUAUUUCAUUCUUUCACCAAGUAACUUCAGUGUUAAGAUUAAUGGUAUUACUAAAACAUAGUUUUCGUGUUUAGUGUUGAAUAAAGUCCUUCAAUGUGAGAAAGUUCAAUUUUGAUUUAAGAGCCUGGACCAUUGGUCAUGAAUCCUUUGUGUAUUUCAUUACAGUGUGGAGUUGAUACUAAUCUUUGCAGUCGGACAUUAGGUAUGUAGUUCAUUAAGUCUUCAGAAAACUCAUUUAUAUGCAGAUACCUACAUCUUCACAUGCCAUAUCAAUUUGACACCCUGUAACAUGUCUGGUGAGUAUUAGAUAUAGAAGUUAUAUUUGCAGUAAAAUCUACCUGUUUCAUCUGGAUUAAGCUGUAAUAGAUCAAAAAGUCACACAUUACAUUCAGUAUAAUUAACAACCAUGCAGUUGGUGCAUGGUCCUUGACCGAUUGCAGUGAAAUACACCAGGACAAACAUGCCCACUAGAAAGCACAAUGCUGUGUUUUACAAUUAAAUGAUUGUAUGUUAGAUGAAUGUGGAUGGAUGCAGCCUUGCAAAUAAUUAUAAUAAUUGGUGUCUGCUUCACAUUAAAGUUGAUUGGGAGUAGUAGUCCCAUGUGUGCUAGUACUGACGUUAGUGGUGAAACAGUUUUUUCUAAGCUAUCAAACUUUUGUCUUCAGAAGAUAUUAUGCUUCAGUUGGUGAGUAUAGAAAUUGAUUUAUAAAGGUGUAGUGUCCUUGUGGUAAUAAACAAAUCAUUAAAUUUGUAACAUACUGAUUUCCAUACCUAACACAGUAGCAGUUACAGUGUAUUGUCAGAAUUGUGGCUUAAAAGCUUUUCAGUUAGAAUGUGUAUCGUCCAUUCAAAAUUCAGAUUAAUUUUGCUUUAAAAAGUGGAUUUUCCCUUUAACUGUGCUUUUAGUAGUAGAUCCUUUCCCUUACAUUUGGGACAUGCACAUAUAUCGAAGUCUUUAAGUUUAGCACUGGUUUACACAACAGUAUUACAAAUUGUGAUACGAAGUGUUGCUGUUUGUGUUCUUAUUGUAAAGCAGAUUUAAUUGCUGGGUUAUGACAUCUCUGGGCCCAGUGUUUUGCAGAGCAAUCAUGUAAACAAUUUCUUCAAUUUUUAUCCAGAUACUGUUUUUAAGGUACAGUUGGCUAACAUUUUAAAUCAUUUUGUCAGCUUCUGUUUGAUCUUUGCCAGAAGUAGUAUCUUCAAUAUAAAGUAAAACAAGAUUUUAUAAAUAGUACCCACAUUCUAAACAUCCAGGGUGGUAUUUAAUGAUGCUAAAGCAUUGGUGAGAUUGAGAAAAUGGUUACAUUACCUCAAGUAACCAGCAGUGUUUAAUGAAGUCUUAAUUGCUUAUAGGGAAUUAUGCACUGAUUUAGUGUGAAAUUUGACAUGUGCAAUGGGUAAUAUAACAUUUUACAAGUGUCAUCACCUUUUUUUCUAGGAGAGGGAAGAAAUUGUCUGAUUGCCGCCUUUAAAUUUUAAUUAAAAAGGCUGUGUCUUUAUCUACUUCAGUUUUUGCCAUGCCAUAACAUCAGAAUUUUAGAAAAUUCAUUUCAGAGCUUAACUGUUUCACUUACACAACGGUAUUCUGUGGGGGGGGGGGGGGGGGUAGCAAUGAGUAUUGGCUGUUAGUGGGUAGAAAAUUUAAAAAGGUGACUUUAAGGAGUGGUAGAAAUAAGGGUGAGAAAAUUGAUGCUUCAUAGUACUUCUUAAAUAUGUUUUAUUGGAAAUUCAGUGUGCUUUGACUUAUGAUACUUUUUAUGUGAUUAUACUUCUGUAGUUGGUUUACACAAUGGUAAAUUUAAUGUCUUAUGCAAUUUGUUGCAUGUGAAAACCUGACAGUCUUUCAUUCAAACCCAGUUUGAUAGCAGCCCCACUUGAAGUUAAAUUCUGCUUCAGAAUUUGUCAUGAGUUACGAAGAAAAUUCGCAUUGGCCUAUUCAAAAGAUGAGUUUUUGAAGUCUGAUAUUGAAUUUUAGUUUGCAUCUGCAGUUUGUCAAGCUAUGUUGGUCAUUAGAACUUGUACUAUUCAGUAAGUGUUUUACAUGCUAGAGAUUUGUUCAUAUUUCAUGAAUACAUGAAGGAACCUGCAUCUGUUGUGUAUUGCCAUUUUGUUAAUGUGGAACUCCUUGACUCUGGAGAACCAGAACAGCAGCACUACCAGAACUAGAUAGUGUUAGCAAGAACUGGAUGUAAUCAUUGGAAUUAUAGUACUGCAAAAACUACAAUAUUUAACCAAGGAAAAUUUGCAGGUAUUUAGGCUUUUAGUUUUGUUGUGCAGUGUAUAGACUUAUGUUCAGUAUCCAGUCACUUGCAGGAUUAAUCCAAACAAAUGUUCUGUGCCUGAAGAUUGAUGAAAUAAGUGAAGCUUGUUUCAUUAAACUCUUCAUGUGUUAAUGCUGCUUUAUAUUGGUAUUGUUUGUAGAAAUGUUAGAGUUGAAACACAGCAAAUGUCAUCUCAAACUGAAUCACAUAGGCGCAUAACUGGUGCAUUUGUCAUUACCAUCACCUUGGUAUUACAUUCAUAUUUCUUCCUUUCUUUAUGGGGUGUAUUGGAGAGAAAGGUCUUCGAAGUAGCCCUGUGGUUACUUGAAAUCUUAAGUCCACCUCAAGACAUAUUACAAAACACUAGUGAAAUAGCAUGUGUAAUAGAGGUGAAUAAUAUAUUACUAUUUGCACUUAAUGGAUUUUAAGCAAAGAAUUUGGUGUGCCACCUCAGAUUUUCUGGUUUGACAAACCCCAUUUUCUGUUGACUUUGGAUACUGUGGGUGAGUCAGAGUAAUGCAUGAUUCGGUCACUCAUUUAACACUGCAAAACUUGGUUAAUUACAGAUUAAAGUGUCAGCUUUUGAUUCUAUAGUGUGAUCUCUUUUGCUCUUUGAUUGUGAAUAUUCUUGUGGCUUUCCUUGGUUGGAGACAGUAUUUGAGAAAAGCAUAAGUUGCUAGAGUUUCUUGUAAAUCUUAACAUAAUUAAGUUCUGCAUGAUGUGCUGGUUUUAUUUGCAUUUGACAUGAAGGCUGAGUGUGAGCUUAGUUGUUCAGCACUGCAGUGUCAAGAGUAUUUAGAAAUCCUCAGGUAUAUGGGUGAAGAUAGGUGCAUCUGACUGCUUACUGCAAACGUAAUUUGACACAGGAUUUGUUUUAUUCAUUUUAAAUAGUUUCAAAAUUACUUAACCUUUAAGUUUUUAAUUUUAAAUUUAGUGUGCUGGAGUUAACCUGAAUCUUAAAUCGCUCAGAAUAUACUGUAGAAACAAUUUAACUCAUGUGCAAAGGGACAGAAGUGAUCUGAAAAGAUUUGACUUUGUAUCCUACAAUUUUUGGCAAGGACUACAUGUUUGGUAAACUUCUCCACUUGAGGUACAUUUGUUAAGAUGUUCAUAAACAGUGCUGCAAGUUUACAAAAGUGAAACCAAAUAAUCAGUCUGCAUUUGAGAUUAGCAGUUUAAAUUGUCAAAACUUUACAGCAAAUUGAACACACUAAAGAAUGGUUUCAAAAGAAUAGUUGCAAAUAGGUUAAAUAUCUCUUCAAGGUUUGUGUGUGUAUGACAAAUACAUUACUUGUAAGACAGUAAUUACAGCUUGAUUAUUUUUGUAGAAAUCAUAAAAAGUAAACAUUCAGACAAUAUUAGGCAGCUAACAUUACCAUGAGGCCACUGGUGACCACAGCAGAGCAUUACACAUGGCCCCCACCAGCAGCCACACCAUACUCCAGCCUGAUAGUGAAUCAGCCAUCACUGUGUGGCAGUCCAUGUUCUACAAGAAGGGGGUCAUAAAUAGCAGAUAACUGUUUCAACAAUGUGUAAUGGUACUGUAUUGGAUAUGAGCAGUGUCAGCCCAACAGUGAUAAAGAGGUGCAGGAAGCAUUUAAAGUAUGGUGCUUGAUAGAAUUGUGAUGAAAUUCAGAAUGGAAGAAACAUUAAACCAAAAUUUAGUGAUUCACAGAGUAAUGCAGUAUGUUAAGUUAGCUAUGCACUUCUAAAUUGGUGUUACAUACAUAGUUUCCAAACCUUAUUUACAGAAUUAGCAUUGUACAGAAGUAAUGUAUUUCAGUGUUGUACAUUUCAUUGUCAAAUAAAGUGGAUCUUCUUUAAAAUUAAA